This is a messenger RNA of Priapulus caudatus, 1013 nucleotides long. Its product is annotated as 6-phosphogluconolactonase-like. Gene Ontology annotation, biological process: carbohydrate metabolic process; pentose-phosphate shunt. NCBI's taxonomy places the organism in Eukaryota, Metazoa, Priapulida, Priapulimorpha, Priapulimorphida, Priapulidae. The record is from RefSeq and is a predicted model, not a curated record. Gene Ontology annotation, molecular function: 6-phosphogluconolactonase activity. The coding region runs from base 1 to 735 and encodes 244 amino acids. The transcript is spliced from 5 exons.
AUGGCGUCUAUAAAUGUUUUCAAAACAGAGCUGCAAGUUGCAAAAGAAAUCUGCAGCUUUGUUGAAAUGAAAGCGAAUGAAGCAUUGGCGAGAGGAACUGAUUUUACAGUGGGCUUUUCUGGUGGGAGUUUGCAAAAGUACUUGUGUGAGCAUCUCCCUCGCAUCUCGACUGAUUGGUCGAAAUGGAGAAUAUUUUUCUGCGACGAGAGGCUGGUGUCGUUCGAAGACAACGACAGCACGUACAAGUAUUACAGGGACAAUCUGAUUGGGAAAGCACCAAUCCAUACAGAGAACAUCUUUCCAAUCAAUCCUAAUCUAUCAGUGGAAGAAUGUGCGAAGGACUACACGGCUUGUUUGCGUAAGGUCUUUCCUGGUGACGAUCUUCCCCGGUUUGAUCUGCUUCUACUGGGGAUUGGUCCAGAUGGACAUACUUGCUCCCUAUUCCCUUCACAUCCUCUGUUAGAGGAGAAAGAUGUCCUCAUAGCACCGAUCAGCGACUCCCCCAAACCCCCGCCGUGUCGUGUUACCAUGACCUACCCUCUCAUCAACAAUGCUCGCUGCUGUGCAUUUGUCAGCUGUGGAGCGGGCAAAGCUGCUAUCCUCAAGACGAUUCUAGCAGAGCAGCACGAGCCAUUGCUUCCCGCUGCUCGAGUGAAUCCGACCGACGGAAAAGUCUUCUGGUUCCUGGACGACGCUGCCGCUUCGAUGCUGAAAAACUCGGAGCUGUUCGACUAGCUAUAGCCUCUCGCGUCGGCCGGACGUCGAGGAGCGUCGGGGCAUGUCGUGGCUCGUACUUAAUUGUCUCGCGAGAGAGAGGGCAAACUCACGGUGAUGGCGCGUAGUCUUUCUUCGUUUUAUACGUGCAGUGCCUAUAAUUUUGACUCGGACGUUUGAACCUAGUGAUAGAUGAAUGGUGUUAGGGCUUUGUGUGUAGUAGGCAUCCUCCCCCCCUUUUUAGCUCAUCUGACAUAGUCAGAUGCAGCUUGUAGAAUCGCAUGAUCGUCCGUCCGUCC